GAGGUUUCCAUCUCACUCAACUUACACUUAAAAAUAUCAAGAUCUCUACUCCCAACCCCCAAUACUAAUCGAGAUCUACUCUUUCGCGAAAUAGCAACUUCCAUACCAGGCGACACUGACGCCUGCAGACUGACGCUCGCGAACACCAAAGGCACGGAAAGACGAUGCCCGACGAAAACCAAAUGCGCCCACGGCCAGAGAACCCAUCGUCUCAUUUGUAUCAAGAAGAUGAACAGACUAUUCUGGCGCCUGUGCCGGAAGACAAGCUAGCAAUCUCACAACGCAACGCAUCUGUUUGGCCUCUGCUACGCUUACCAGCCGAACUUCGACUCCAGAUUUGGGAAGACUCCAUGAGUUGCGCCAAUGUAACAAUCAGACAUCGCCUUCUCUGGAACAGAGCAAGAUCAAAGCCCCGUGGGAUCCCGACGAAUGAUGAUGGCACCCCCGCAAAAGAUGUUGCCCUUCGAUUACCAGCGACCCCGAGACAGAUCCACGCGGAGACACGGUUGCUGAUCUUCGCCCUCAUCACUUUCAAGAUCCAACGAUGCUGGCAGUUUCAUUGGGUCUCGGAACACGCGUUGCUACGAAACAUUCAAUCCCUCUGUGUAUCUAACGUAGCCUUGUGGGACUGGACAUAUAACUUUCCUGAUUCCACUGAGAGUCAAAGCGUUGAUCAACUGCCGCAAUUCAAGAUCGGUUAUCACACUAAUAUAUUCCCACGUCUCAAACACAUGGAACUCGCUCCCCACAAUGUGAACCACCUUCACUAAUUUGACCACCUUGAUCCAGAGGACGAUGGAACCCGCACGAUGGAAGGAGCCGAGUACUACCGCAGGCUACUGGAGCAGCGGAUACGGGAGCGAGAGGGUGGGC
Messenger RNA from Alternaria rosae, 873 nucleotides. RefSeq lists its product as uncharacterized. The record is from RefSeq and is a predicted model, not a curated record. The transcript is spliced from 2 exons. NCBI's taxonomy places the organism in Eukaryota, Fungi, Ascomycota, Dothideomycetes, Pleosporales, Pleosporaceae. The coding region runs from base 165 to 770 and encodes 201 amino acids.